AUGUCUUCGCUCUUCAGAAAUCGUUUCAAAAUUGGUGGAAACCCAGAUCGAUCGGCUUCUGCGGUUCAGUCGGUAACAGCGAGUGGCAAUAUUCAAGUCAUAGAUGGGGAUUUGAAAUAUGUCGGGGAGCAAGGUGGUAACAAUGCUCCUAUUGCCUACCAAGAAGCGAGCGGAGCUCCUGUCGAGACACAUUCCCCUUUGGGAUACAAUGUUGGACCUAUCACGAUAGUAUUCUUGAAUCUCUCGAAGAUGAUCGGCACAGGAAUAUUCUCGACGCCCGCAUCGAUUUUGAAAGGUACGGGCUCGGUUGGGCUUAGUCUGAUCUUCUGGACAAUUGGAUUCUUCACAUCAAUAUCUUCGCUAUCGGUGUAUUUGGAAUAUGCAGCGUGUUUUCCGUCUCGAUCAGGUUCUGAGGUGGCCUAUCUAGAACAAGCGUUCCCGCGACCCAAGUGGUUGUUUCCGACCACAUUUGCGAUCCAAUCAGUCAUCUUAUCUUUUAGCUCUGGCAACGCAGUGGUUAUGGCCAACUACCUCUACAAGAUUGGAGACUAUCAAGCAAAGCCGUGGGAAACCAAGGGGCUUGCGGUCGCCUGCUACACGGCUGCUGUGUUGGUAGUACUGUUCCAUACCAGAGCAUCUUACUGGAUUAGCAAUGCAAUUGGGGCAAUCAAACUGAUAACACUAGUGUUCAUUGCUAUCACGGGGCUGGUUGUGCUGGGUGGACACACCAGGGUCAAAAACCCUUCAGCCGGAUUUCGCGAUGCUUUUGACGGUAGUCCGUCGGGAUAUGGUGUCACCAACGCCAUGUACAAGAUCAUCUUUGCGUAUGCUGGAUAUGAAAAUGCAUUCAAUGUGGUCAACGAGGUGAAGAACCCGGUAAAGAGCAUCAGGAACAAUGGAUUUGCCGCAGUAGUACUUGUUGCCAUCUUGUACAUCUUGGCAAACGUGGCUUAUUUUGCCGCCAUUCCCAAGGAAGAAAUUUUAGCAGGCAAAACAAUCGCUGCUGGUAUUCUAUUCACCAAGGUGUUUGGAGACCAUGGUGCUGUCCGUGGCCUCAAUUUCCUCAUAGCACUGAGCUCGUUCGGCAAUCUGAUCGCUGUCCUUCUAGGGUCCUCACGAUUGAUUAGAGAAUGUGGUCGACAAGGCGUGCUUCCUUGGCCACAGUUCUGGGCAUCCACCAAACCAUUCGGUACCCCAAUAGGACCAUACUUCACAAAAUGGGCGCUCACUAUUCUCAUCAUCCUUGCAGUGCCAGCGGGCGAUGCUUUUUCAUUCAUCACGGACCUUCAGGUGUAUCCCUCAGCUUGUUUCAGUCUUCUCAUGGCCGUUGGGCUCUAUGUGCUACGGUUUCGCCGUAAUCGCCUUGGACUUCCACCACCCUCCUUCCGUGUUUGGAACAUCGUACUCAUUUUCAACAUUUUAAUUCAGCUAUACCUAAUCAUCAUGCCAUGGUAUCCACCAACUGGCGGAGCGACAGGUGGCGAUGUCAGCUUCUGGUACGGUACCUACAUCGUGGUUGGGAUUGGCAUACUACUCAUUUGCGGGUUGUAUUACUAUAUCUGGAUCAUUUGGCUGCCUAAGCUUCGAGGCUACAAGGUGCGCCAAGAGGUUCUGGAUCUUGGAGAUGGAGCGCAAACACAUGUGCUUGUGAAGAUACCGUACGACCAGAUCAGCGAAUGGGAUGCGCAGCAUGACGCGUAUGGUAGGAUAAUAAGUCAGAGCGAUCUUACCAAAACCAGCUCAUAA
Molecule: messenger RNA, 1746 nt
Organism: Bipolaris zeicola 26-R-13
Lineage: Eukaryota; Fungi; Ascomycota; Dothideomycetes; Pleosporales; Pleosporaceae
Exons: 4
Coding region: 1-1746 (581 amino acids)
Biological process (GO): amino acid transmembrane transport
Cellular component (GO): membrane
Molecular function (GO): L-amino acid transmembrane transporter activity
Source: RefSeq, a predicted model, not a curated record